Molecule: messenger RNA, 937 nt
Organism: Psylliodes chrysocephalus
Lineage: Eukaryota; Metazoa; Arthropoda; Insecta; Coleoptera; Chrysomelidae
Source: the annotation of a GenBank genome assembly
UGCUCGGAGAAUACAACUUCUAUAUUUAACUGUAUUGGUUAAUAGAUAAGACAAUUCUACAAAAAAAAGAAAACUGACAGCUGACAUCAACGUACAGACAGCUAUCAAAAAUCAAAAUGACUUGUAGCUAGCUUCUCUUCCUUUUUAAAUUUUGUAGACAAGAUGGAUGCAAAAAUUAUCAAAUCAGGCGGGGCUGACCCCGAUGCUUUUGAAAACCAAGUUGCUCAAGCUUUGCUUGAGUUAGAAAUGAAUUCUGAUUUAAAAGCUCAGCUUAGAGAAUUGCACAUUACUAAAGCCAGGGAAAUUGAAUUGAAUAAUAAAAAAUCAGUUAUUAUCUACGUCCCUAUGCCCAAACUGAAGCAAUUCCAGAAAAUCCAGACUAGGCUUGUACGUGAACUGGAAAAGAAAUUUAGUGGCAAGCAUGUAGUAUUUGUAGGUGAACGUAAGAUUCUCCCUAAACCUACUAGGAAAACCCGUGCCUCUAACAAGCAAAAGAGACCACGAUCUCGUACACUAACAUCAGUGUAUGAUGCUAUAUUAGAGGAUCUUGUGUUUCCUGCUGAAAUUGUAGGUAAAAGAAUUCGUGUUAGAUUGGAUGGAUCCCAACUAACUAAAGUUCACCUUGACAAAAAUCAACAAACUACUAUUGAACAUAAGGUGGAUACUUUUGCAUCAGUUUACAAGAAACUUACUGGCAGGGAAGUAACAUUCGAAUUUCCAGAACCGUAUUUGUAAAUGAGUUUAUUUAAUAAAUAAUUCUAAAAUUUGAUUUUCUUUUUUUUUUUUUUUUUUUUUUUUGUAUAAAACUUAAUCAAUAUAUUUAACUCGGUAAUGGUGAAAAAUUAUGAAUUAAAAACAAUCAACAUUUAAUUUAAAUAAAAAAAAUUUAAUCGUUAUUGUUGAAAAUUCGAUAAGGAAUAAGGAUAGGAUAAGGAAC